Molecule: messenger RNA, 729 nt
Organism: Mytilinidion resinicola
Lineage: Eukaryota; Fungi; Ascomycota; Dothideomycetes; Mytilinidiales; Mytilinidiaceae
Exons: 2
Coding region: 1-729 (242 amino acids)
Source: RefSeq, a predicted model, not a curated record
AUGUCAUCUACGAGAGACAUCGAGUCGGAGGCGGGAAUAAAACAGCCGCGCCUCCUUGCGGAAACAAUUCCUGUGCUACUUCGCAACAGAGACGUCAACAACAUUUCAGCUAUGGAUGAAUUAUCCCUGUCGUCCGCCCUCAACUCGGAGUCAAACGCAGCACCAACGAACCAUCCUCAAACUCGUCGAUACGGUCGCCCAUCAGCUGAGACAGCCGCUCGGCUUCGGGCCGCAGAAUACAGCCAGUGCCCAAGUCGAGACUUUACGCCGACUCGCUCCUCUCGGACAGACCCCACGAAACGCUCAAGCCCAUUCUCCCGGCGGAGCUUACUCCAAGAUUGUCCUACUCCGCUUCGCGCACGCUUCCGCAGCAACUCUACCCCUCACGACAAGCUAUUCAGAAUUCUUAUCGACGCAGCUAUUCACUCCGUAUACUUCACAACUCCCCCACGUACCCCAGGUGAACUCGAGUGGUGGAUCCUUACUUGGAUGUAUGACUCGCUGGACACGUUUGGCUUCAAACACUUCUGUUCCAUCAGCUCCCUGGAGGACCUUUUGGUAGCUUUGGUAAAGCAUCUAGAGGGCGAGUUCAUCCGACAGUCGAAGCCCCACCCAAACCGUUACUUCAUGAUGCGUAGGCUUGUUGCAGACUAUGGCGCGCCGUACCCCACGGAGGUCUUCGACGAUAUUCACAAGGAUAUCCAGGAGCAACUUGCCAGUCUCUCUUGA